This is a messenger RNA of Aphidius gifuensis, 1629 nucleotides long. RefSeq names its product twinfilin (gene twf). The record is from RefSeq and is a predicted model, not a curated record. Gene Ontology annotation, cellular component: myofibril; cytoplasm; actin filament. Gene Ontology annotation, biological process: regulation of lamellipodium assembly; actin filament depolymerization; positive regulation of neuron projection development. Lineage: Eukaryota; Metazoa; Arthropoda; Insecta; Hymenoptera; Braconidae. Bases 246 to 1289 code for a protein of 347 amino acids. The transcript has 5 exons. Gene Ontology annotation, molecular function: actin monomer binding; actin filament binding.
AUCUAGUCUUCUUGGUUUUGGUUCAGUUGGUACACAAAAACUCACAAACCAUUACAAUUUUCUCCAGUUUUCUCUUAUACAUAUACAUAUUAUUAUCUCUCAUUAUCUCGCAUCUUUUUUUUUGUUUUUAAAGUGACUUAAGUGACACUAGUUUGUAAUAAAUAUACAUUAGGUCAAUAGUAAGCAAUAUUUUCAUAAAAAGUGUACUAUAAGUGUACAAAGAAUUUUCCUACAGUACACCAAACAUGUCGUAUCAAACAGGAAUAAAAGCUAAUGAUGCAUUGAAAAAAUUAUUUGUCAAAUGUCGAGAUGAUAAAAUACGUGUGCUAAAAGUAUCAAUUGAAAAUGAGGAACUAGUUCCAGCAAUGUCAUCAAAGCCAAGUGGUAAAUGGCAAGAUGACUAUACCAAAAUGGUCAAACCAUUGAUUAUCGAAGAUCAGCCAACCUAUGUACUUUUUCGUUUAGACACAAAAUCACCAGACUCUGGCUAUGAUUGGCUGUUUAUAUCUUGGUCACCAGACAUUGCACCAGUACGUCAAAAAAUGUUAUAUGCUUCUACUAAAGCAACACUAAAACAAGAGUUUGGCACUGCAUCAAUCAAGGAUGAAUUGCAUGGUACAGUGCCUGAAGAUGUUACUCUCGAAGGUUAUCAUAAGCAUAAAAAAAAUGAUGCAGCACCAAUGCCACUUACUUCAGCUGAAGAAGAACUUGUCGAAAUUCGUAAAACAACCAUACACACUGAGUAUAAUAUUGAAACAAGACAACAAACACUUAGUGGUGUUGCUUUUCCAGUAACUGAUGAUGCUAAACAGGCAAUUAUCGAAAUGGGAAAAGGCAUGCAUGAGUAUGUUCAAUUAAAAAUUGAUCUUGAUGAAGAGAAAAUUCAUCUUGUUAUGGCAUGUGAUGUUUCACUUGAUAAACUACCAACAAAGGUACCAGCUGAUGCUGCACGAUAUCAUUUGUACAAUUUUAAGCAUACUCAUGAAGGUGAUUACAUGGAAUGUAUAGUUUUUAUUUAUAGCAUGCCUGGUUACACAUGCAGCAUCAAGGAACGAAUGCUUUAUUCUUCGUGUAAAGCACCAUUUCUUGAAUUUAUUCAAUCACUUGGCAUUGUUAUUACAAAAAAGUUGGAGGUAAAUAAUGGUGACGAGUUAGCUGACAUGCUGGAGGAACCCCCUACGGUUAAUGAAUUGGCUGGAACCCCAAUAACCCCAUCGACACCCUCUCUACCUACGAUGGUUUUAACAGAGAAAAAAAUUAAGAAAAAACGUUCUUGUGUUUUGAGUUAACAGGUUAUUCUACAACAUUAAAAAUAACCCUGUUUCCAUUUUUUUUUUUUUUUUUUCUGUUUUUUAUUACUUGACCAAAUUUUAUUAAGAAAAAAAUCUUCGAGUUUUAUGAUAAAGUAAAUGACACGAUAGUUCAAUAGAGCCAGAGAUUUAUUGAUUUUAAAACGUCCAAAUGUAAUAUUUUUCAAUGACUAUUUUUUCGCAAUGUGAAUGUUAAACAAAGAGGAUUUUAUCAAAAAUCAUUAGAUCGCUAGUUGUCUGAAACGUGAUAUAUAAAUAUAUAUGUUUGGAUUUAAAGAAGAUAUACAAAAAGUAUAUUUUUUCUAAAUUUUGUCGAAAA